Messenger RNA from Drosophila miranda, 8124 nucleotides. RefSeq names its product SCY1-like protein 2 (gene bma). The record is from RefSeq and is a predicted model, not a curated record. Lineage: Eukaryota; Metazoa; Arthropoda; Insecta; Diptera; Drosophilidae. Gene Ontology annotation, biological process: protein phosphorylation. The coding region runs from base 775 to 3429 and encodes 884 amino acids. Gene Ontology annotation, molecular function: ATP binding; protein kinase activity. The transcript has 17 exons.
GUGCAACGCGGUCGCAGUGGCAGCGCUAUCGGAAUAGCACCGGCUGGCGGUGCAGCGGCAGGAGUGGGACCAGGACCAGGAGCGGGCGUAGGAGGGGGUGUGGGAGUCGGAGUUGGAGUGGGUGGUGGUCCAGGUUCAGGUGCAGUGGCAGCGGCAGCGGUGGCAGCGGGUUCACCAGCCAGGGCUGGCCAGCAGCAGCAGUUUGGAGGCGGAGGUCUGGGCGGAGGUGUGGCUGCUGUCGGUGUGGGUCUGGGAGCGGGACCGGGAACGAUUGCGUCACGGCAGCGGAGCGCCAGCACGGUGCUCGACAUAAGCCUAGCGGAGCGCAGCAAGGUCUCCUCCAUCGGUUGCCCGCCCUCUCCGCACGUGAGUCUUCUCAAGCGAGGGUCUCUCUACCCCGGCGGUGGUGGUGGUGUCGUGAAUGGACUCGGCCUUGGCGAUGCGGCGGUGAUUCAAACGAAAUGCGACACAUUUAAUGGAGUGGCAUUGGGCGUCGGCGUUGGAGUCGGUAUCGGUAGCGGUGUGGGCGGUGUGGGUGUGGGCGCUGCCUCAGGUGUGGGAUUAGGAACAGGAGCUGGAGCUGGACAACGCGGACGUCUAUCAUCUCUUUCAUCAUCAUCAUCCCCCGCGAGUGUACCAGGUGCAACACUCGGGGAUCCAUCAGUUGCUGGAGGAGGGGCCGGAUCUGCCCCAACUAUCGGCAGUGCGCCCGUACAGCCGGGCCCGAAGCGACAGGGCAGCUUCUCGAAUGUAUUCUCGAAGCUAAUCGAUGGUAUGCCCGCUGGCACAAUGUUUGCCAAAUUCAAAAGCACCAACGUGGCCGCAGCCACCACGCCGCAGAGUGUCGCCGAUGGCAAUCCCAUUACGCAGUACUUUGAGAUUGGCAAGCCGGUGGCUUGUGCCGGGCCAGAGUUGGCCUGGCGCAUACACGAUGCGUACCGCAAAAGCGACAACAAGGAAUGCUCGGUGUUUAUUUUCGAGAAAAAGGUUGCGGAGAAGCUGCACAAGCCGCGUCGCAAGGAGACCAUAACCGAGCUGCUCAAGAGCUCGGUGAAGACACUAGAACGCUUUCGCCAUCCCAGAAUACUCCAGAUCUAUCACACCGUAGAGGAGAGUGCGGACACCCUGGCCUUCGCCUCGGAGCCCAUCUUUGCCAGCCUCUCGAAUGUGCUGGCCUUUCAUGAGUCGAAGACCUAUGACAAUGCGAAUGUGGCAGCUGCUGGAGGAGCGGGUGCCGGAGUGGGUCCGGCCCAGACACAGGGGCCGGCGGGCGUCCAGCCGCAGCGGCCCGCUCAUGCAAAGGAAUACAGCUUCUUGGACAUGGAACUCAAAUACGGCUUUCUUCAGCUGACGGAGGCCCUGGCGUAUCUUCACUAUUCCGGUCACGUAAUUCAUCGAAAUGUGUGUCCAUCCUCUGUACUAAUAACUAAACGCGGUAUAUGGAAGCUAGCUGGCAUGGAGUAUGUGGAAAGAAUGAAUGAGACUGAUUUGAAUAGCUCAAUUCCGUGUCCGCCGUGGAGUAACAGGGUAUCAAAGAUGGCCCAGCCGAAUCUGGAUUUUAUGGCACCCGAAACACAGUCAACGUCCAAGUGCAGUCUGCUCAGCGAUAUGUUCUCAUUGGGAAUGGUGAUCUGUGCGGUAUUCAACAAUGGCAGGCCCCUGAUACAGGCCGGAAACUCCACCUCCAACUAUGCCAAGCAAAUGGAAACGUUGGAUGAUAUGGUCCACAAGUUGAUGCCUCGUCUGCCCAUUGCCCUGCAGGAGGCCACUUCGCGCAUGGCCAGUCGGGAUGCAACGGCCCGGCCCACCGCCCAGCUUCUGCAGUUGAUCAAGUACUUCAUCGAUCCGGCUAUAAAUGCUCUCAAAUUCCUGGACGUGGUCAACAUGAAGGACACGCAGCAGAAGUCCCAGUUCUACAAGACCACCUUGAUAGAGGCCAUGCCGGUGAUACCACGUAAACUUUGGUGGCAGACCAUUUGGCCAAUGCUCAAGUCGGAGAUCAACAAUAACGAGGUCCUGGCCGCGGUCCUGCAGCCCGUCAUGCUCUUUGUCCAGGAAGCCACGCACUUCGAGUACGAUGCUUUGAUGUCCGCCACAAUGAAAAUCGUCUACAAUACACCGAAAUCCAUUCAGGCAAGCGUUACGAUACUUGAGAAUUUGCAUUUGAUUAUUGAGAAGACGAAGCCGGAGGAUGUUACCACAGACAUAAUGCCGAUGCUAUUCUGCUCCUUCGACGGAUCCACGAUACAAGUGCAGAGUGCCGCCGUUGUGGCUGUGGCCAAUGUCUUUGACAGCAUCGAUGAGCUCUCCAUUCGCCGCAUGGUCCUGCCCAAGGUCAAAUUGGUAUUCGAGAAGAACAUUACUGAUCCGAAGAUAGUGCAGAAUGUGCUCAUGUGCAUUGAGCGAGUAAUGGACCGCAUGGAGCGGGCACAGGUCAUGGAGGAGGUCCUACCGCUGCUGGCCAAUAUACGCAUACCCGAUCCGGAUAUCAUCAUGCGUACUGUGCGCAUCUAUCAUAAGCUGUUUGUGGACAAAUCAUACGGCCUGAGCGUGGAGACCAUGGCCACCAAUGUGCUGCCUCUGCUCAUACCGCACACCGUAAAUCCGGCACUCAAUUUCGAACACUAUUGCUAUCUGCUUGAAGUACUGCAGCAGAUGCUGGAGGCCAUCGAUCGACAGCAGCGGAAUAAAUUGAAGCUGGACAACCUGUCGAUGGCCUCGCCCGAGCGACACCGGACACUGCGCCACCAAUUCUCAACGGAUAACAUGAACGCGCCGCCCUUCAACAUCCCCAACCUGCGCAUAGAUCAGCGCAAGACCUCUAGUGCCGAGGACAUGGCCCGUAAGAACUCUGGCGGGUCUGGCAUGCUGGGUGGCUGGUGGUUCGGCUGCUCGCCAUCGUCGCCGGAUAGCAAUUUCCUGCGCGUUGGGAACGUGUUCCCCAAUCGACGGCUCUCGGACAACACGCUGAUGACACCCAAGAUCCGCAUCGCGCCCUCGUGCGCCUCAUCGCCGGGCGGCACGCCGGGCAGCGGCCUACCGACGCGACGCCACUCAAGCAUUGGGCCACAGGAGCGCCGGGGCUCCGCCAUCAAUUUGUCGCCGCCAACUAAAUCUCCUUUAUUGUACUCCCAAAAACAGGGUGGCUCCAUGCCGAACACCUCGAGCAGUGUUCCGUUCUUGUUGUCGUCGAGCAUGCAGUCGAUAAGGUCGCGCCGACAGUCGACGGUUCUAUCAUCGGGUCCUCUCGGCUCUGGAUCGGGCAUACUGCAGCAGCUGGGAUCCGGCAUGGUAAGACAAUUAACUUCCGUAUCCGGCACGGUUAGUCCGGUGCCGCUGUUGCGGGUGAAUGGCGCGCGCAACAGCAUCAGCCACAGCCACACCAACGUCCGAAAGUGUCCGUCACUCAAUAUCACAUUCAGUCAAUAAUAUAACCUGAACGAAAUCGGCGGGGCCCAGCCCCCCGCCGAUUCGCUCAGAUUCGGGUACGUCAAUCCAAGCGCCAGCAACAGCAGCAGCUACCAUUACGGCUACAAUUACAAUCAGAAUCUCAACAAUGUGCGCUACACAGCUGCACAGCUGCAGAACAUGAAUUUUAAUCUUAAACCACCGCCAAAGUUUUGAAUCUCUAAGAACUGAAUCGAAAACUGAAUGGAAAGAAUGUUAUAGAUCGAAAGCAAAGCAAAAUCGAAUAAAACGUUGUAUUUGCAAGUGGGGGCAGAGGGUAAAAUGAAGCAAACAAUCAAUUAAAUUAUAUUGCAUUACCUACAAUAUUAAUGAAUGAAUGUACCUACCAUACUACUAUGAGACCUACUAUGGCCUAGACAUACAUACGUAAUAAUUACAUACAGUUGAUGCUAAAAGUAAACCAAAAACAAAACAAAACAAAAUAAUUAUAUCAAUUAUAUUUACUUACAUACUCUAUAUAUAUACAUACAUAUAUACAUAGAACGAGUAAAGCUGUUUUUUUGAAGAAUUUAUUCAAGUCCUAUAUAUUUGUAUGUACCAUAAAUGUUAAUGUUGGAAACAUAUCCGAAGUCGUAACAAAGUUAUAUCUAUACGUACCACAUAGCCCAAUUGGAAACUUAAUAUUAUCAUUAUUAUUAUUGUUAUUUCUAUUGAUUGUUGAUUAUGAUAUCGUAUAUGAUCGUACCUCCUAUCGUACCUGUACCUAUCCCUGUCUCUCUACUUCUACAUUUAUUUUUUAACAAAGACAACAAGAACACCUAAAACCAUCUUCCAAAGACAUUUCGAUCUAGAAAGAUCGAUUAUCUAUUUUAGUUCUAAAAAAACUUUAAAAAAAUUGAGAGAGCUCCAAGUCCUCACCAACAAACAUGCACACUAGUGCCAAUAUCCGAUAUUUAUUCAAGUACAGUGUGUAUGUUAGUUUUUAUGUGCCGAACGUGAUGUUAAUGUUUUUUCUUUUAAUAUUAUACCUUAUCAUUGUCGUCCUGGUAAACGUAUUUGAAAAGAAAUCACAUAGUCAGUUUCGAUGAUUAGAUCAUAAGUCCCCAUAAAUAUGAAUUUAUCGGAUUAAUGUUGGAAUUAAAAACACGCCCCCCUCCCCACCCGCUCACCCACUCACCCGGUCAGCCAUUCUCAUAAGGCGAAAGUUAUACUAUAUGAUAGUCGUACAACUUUAAGGACCAACCAAUAAGUUUUAAGAGCUGAUUUUCAUUAGGAUACAUCGGUAUUUAGUUUUUUAGUUUUAGUAUUUCCCUCUUUUUCUUUUGGAAUUUGAAUACUAUUUUUGUUUAGUUUCCAUUGUUUUUUUUUUGCAUUUUGCAUGAGUUGUUUGCUUGCCAUUUAUUUCAUAACGCCCUACUUGAGUAGUUAAGGAGAUUCCAGGCAAUGUGCCCAAAUUUGAUCAAAUAUUUAAUAUUUGAAGCUCAAUCCAAGCCCAUAUGCAAAGUCUCAAGAUACUACUAAAACUAUAUUCAAAAACUGAGCUGAGAUCAAUGUACAUAUGUAAAUAUGGCUGAAACUAGAAGAGAAACUUGAACCUUUGCUACGGGUAUGACCUUUAUAUGUAUAAUUGGUGAAGCGAUACAGAACUAUCCUAGAACUUAAACUGAAGUAAAAGAUAGUCAAUAUACAAAUAAACGACCAGUUAAAAAUGCAUGCUAUUUAUAUGGAAUCUGUGUAUAUGUAUCUAUGCUUUCAGUUUGUGGUUGUUCUUGCUUUUACCGAGGGACGAUCGUCCCUCGGGGCUAUGACUAUUGCAUAAUUGUGGUGUUUUGCUCCUAUGUGUAUUGUAUUUGUACUACUUGACUUGCCAUUUUACUUUCUGCCCAUCUGAACUGCACAAUAAAUAUUUUGAAAAUACAACAACAAAAGGAGAGAAACUAUCGAAAAUAUCGAAGCUGAAAAAGCCAACUAAAACCGAACCGAACCGAACCAAGCUGAAGAUAGCAGCAGCUGAAGAUAGAGAUAUUGUAUGAUAUACAUAUAUAUACAUAUAUAUAUAUAUAUAUAUAUAUACAUAUUUACUUGAUUGUAUAUAUACUUGAUUGAUUGACUGACACUGAAGGCUUUAGAGGGCUGCUACCAACUAUAAAGCUACGAACCUAUAUGAAUCUGAUCUAUAAAUCUAUACCAAAUCUAUCAACCGACUUACCAGAUGUUGAUACGCAUUUGUAUUUGUAUUUCAACUAUUACUCUACUAUUACUAUUAAGACAUUGCGAAUUUAUUGUAACUGUUAAUUGUAUUGUAUAUCUAAUGCUAAUGCUUCGCCUUUGUUGCACAGUCAGUGUUGUUCCCCCAUAUAUAAAAACAAUACAACCCCGCCGUCCCCAAAAAUCCCACCAACCCGCUGUAUUUACCUAGCAUUUCAGAUUUGAGUUUGUUUUUUUGGUUUGUAUUUUGCUUUCGCUGUUUCAUUCCUACCGUAAGUUGUACUUAUAAUUAUGAUUAUGAUUACUUCGAAAUGUGCCUUAAGAGUUCAAAAGUUCUCGCUUUCUGAGUCUGCGACAAAGAUCUAAAAAGAUCUACUAUCAACAAAAAGAGAUCGCCAAGAGUAACUACUAAACGAACCCAUAUUUGUGGUUGAAUGUAAGUCGCCUGGAGGAAAGGUCUCCCCAGUAGAUACUCCCACCCCACCCGCCCCCUCCACAGCUCACUGCAGUCCACACUAAUGCCCACACUCAUCCACAAUUGUACCUUAGUAGUAGUUCUGUAGACACUCACCAGACCCACAACACAUCCAUCCAUUAAUCCAUCCAUCCAGUGAGAGCCAAACACACACACACGCAAACAUACACACACACACACAUACGUACUAAUAAGAGUUUAAAGUGCUCUUAGAUAGAUGUCCGUAGUUUGCAUUGUACUCGUAUGAAAAAAGUUUAACCCAACAGAUCCCAGAAGAUCCAGAUAUCUAGCAAAGGAUCCCCGAGCCAAUCGAGUGCAUGACCCAACCCUCCAAUUAUCCCUUAAAACUGAUGUCUAUGUCUAUCUAAAUAUUUUUUUUAAAUAUAUAAUUGUAAUAAUAUAAUAAUAACUAUCAUAUGUGUAAUAAUGCUCCCCAGUUUCUCUCUCCCUGUCUACAAUUUGUUGGUGUAUUUUCCUGUAAUUCGUAAAACCCGUAAUAUCGUAACAUCCGCAUCCGUAUCCGUAACUUUAACGGAUCGGUAUGUAUGUGAGACUAGCAGCAACUGAUCCCAUCUUAAUCGUAUUUGCCCCAUAUACGUAUCCGUAUCCGUAGAUAGAUAAUAAACCCCAAAUAACAAUACCAAUAGCACCGUAAUAUGUAUUUUAAAAAUCGUGUGAAACAACCAGAUUGAUGGCCUAAUUAUCUUGCAACAACUCUAUUACAGUAUCAACUAUUCUCCGGACGUAACUAAAGAAACGAAAACAGAAACAGAUAAAUACCAUUCAAAAGAAUCUAAUUACUUUUCAAUGCAAUUUCGGUCCAGUAAUCAACUUAUAUUAGCGUUAUACAGAUAUUACAUUGUAAACGUAUACCAAGAGCAAGGCAAGCUUAAAUAUGUAUUUCACUCGAAACUCUAAAUGUUAUUACUAGCCAAAACCCAAUUUGAUGUGACCAAAGAGCGCAACAAUGCUCGUAAUCUUAUAAUCGAAAAUACUCGUACCAAGAAUAUCACCAAGGAAAACCAAUUUUAAACUAAUUUAUCCAAAUGAUGAAAUGAAAAACGAUGAGUGUCAAACACAAUCAAACAAAAUUAAACACAACACAACACACACUCACGAGUACAUUUUGAUUCCAUAGAGAACCCCUACAAAGAAAAAACACACAAUGCCAAAUGCAAUCAAUUCGUAGAAACUCUAACAAUACAUGGAUAUAUUUAUCAUACUUAUUAUACAAUAUGUUUAUGAUAGGCAAAAGUACUUAGCCACUUCCUUUAUGUGUCAUACAAAUACUACCUACAUACCUAUAACAUAUGAAUAUUUUUCGAAUUAUUUAGAGAACAUGAAUAAUCAAGCCAAAUCAUUUAGCAUCAACAUCUCAGCCUCAGACAGAUGGAACUUCGGACCACCGAUGAGAUGCGCUUUCCAAAACAAAAUCUCUCCAAUGCAAUAUUAUUCAUAAGAAUUGCCAAGAAUUUCCUUCAGAUCUUAAUUAUUUCGUAUAUUUAUACCUUCUCUUUUGGAGGGCGACAUCAGGUCAUAUCGCUUAUACAUACAUACACACAUAUAUAAAAAACCUCACAGAUAUUAAUACAUACUUACUCGUACAUAUAUACUCGUAUUCGUAUAAAAAAUAAAUCGUGUACCUAGGAGUGUACCUAAAAAUCGGCACAAGCAAAAUCAAACUUAUCUCAGAGCUUUACAGCAGAAGCAAUCAAAAUGAAUAUACAAUACAUACAUACAUAUGUACGUGCAUAAAUAACCAUGUUAAAAGGGAAAGGGAGAAACAGAAGAGUUUAUUUAUAAUCCAGAGUCGUGACCCACUUUAUCUCACGCUUUCAAGUAAUGAAUCUCUGUAUAUCAAUCAUUAAUUCCAUAAAAUACAAUACAUAAUACUCGUACACUCUGUCCGCACCCCAAAACUACUACUAAGGUAAAUACUACACGAUAUCCAGAACAAAAACAAAAACAAAAAAAAUACGAAAUGUCCACUCCGCCACAACCAUGAAACCGAAACCCGAGCCUGAACCAGAACC